CCUCCGGCCCCCCCGAGCCGGGCGCAACCUCAGUCCCGCUCCCCCCAGGAGCGGCCCCGCUGCCGCUGUGGGCGGCGCGCACCGUACCGUACCGCGCUGUGCCGGGCCGCGCCGCGCCGGGCGGUGCCGAGCGAUGGCCGCUCCGCCGCUGCUCGUCCCGGGAUCCUCCCUGCGCGGCUCCGCCUCCGCUGGGAACCCGGAUCGCGGCGGGGCUGUCACGUCCCGGCACGGCAUAGCGCGGGUCGGCACGGCGCGGUGCGGCUGUCUCACUGCCCGCACGGCCCCUGCCCUAUUCCUGGGCACAGCUCCCUGAUUGUCACCAGCCUGCGCUGCCACGGCAUCCUGACACCUCGGGACCCCAACGCCGCAGCUCCCCAACGCCACGACGUCCCAACAUCCGGCACCCUCACCCACCGCCCCUGCCCUCCUCAGCCUCGCCACACGCCCCUGCUCCUGGGCUGCAGCCAUGGCCGGUGCCGGGUACUUGCCGCCCUUAUUUAGUACCAUACCCACUCUGUCCUCGCUGCUUUCUUGGGAAUGUCUAUUAAUAUCGAGGAAUGGUCCAGCUGCUGCCAUCACUCUGUCCUUGGUUCUCGCUGUGCUGCACUGCCCCGACCAUGGGGUGCCUCAGAGCUGCCCCAGCACAGGGUCCUGUGGGACCAACAGUCCUGCUGCAGCCCCAAAGUCCUGCUGGAGAGCCAUGGGCCAUGGGCCACUUGGCCAGCUAGUCCCACGGCCAUGGGCCUGGCAGAGGCGCAGCUGUGCCACGCCUUUGAGGAGGCCAUGGGCAUCAUUCCCACUCUCCCAGAGUCACGGAGCAGCCGUGCCACUUCUGGCCCUGCCAGGCCCAGGCAGCGGCUGCCAGCAAAGUGGGAACCCACCGCAGGGCUGGGACCCACUGCAGGACUCUGCUCCUCACCCACCUGCAGCUCACAGCCAGUGCUGGUCUGGGGCCGGGGGCUGCAGCUUUGCCUCAGCCCCUCCAGAGCAGAAAUAAGGGGUGAAAGGAGGGACUGAUGGUUUGGGCACAGCCAAAGCAACUGGGGUACUGCAGGGUGAGGAAGGUGGCACGGCCCCAAUGCUGCCCGCCUGCCCCAGUCUGUGCUGUGGGGUUAGUGGUGGUGCAGGCAGUGCUGUCCGACCCUGUCCAUACUGCUGGCCCGACAUGGGGGAAGCCCAGUCCUGGUGCUGGGGAUGACGCUCGUUGGGGCUAUUUUUAACCCUCUCCAUGCUGAGCUGUCCUGGGGCAAGGAGGUGUAGGUGAAGCAGCAACACUCCUGCCAAGAUGCUGUGUCCCUCCCUGCAGGGCUUGAAUUUCUAUCCCGACUUCAGACCCACGUUUAAUCCCCCGCUCUUGGCCAAUAACGCUUUGGCUAAAUUAGGUAAAAUGAGCCCGGUGCCAAUGAGAGGGGCCGGAUUUCCACCACGGAGCUGAUAGGCUGCUGGGGCUGGGGGCCAACGGCUGGGGGCACAGGGACACUACAAAUUGGGGAGCCAAGGAGUGUCUGGGGGCUGCUGGUGCAGGAGGUGGUGACUCCCUGCGGGAGGAGAGCAGCAGAGAUGGCGUCAAUGGUAAGUGCUCCAGUGGUGCUGGGGUGAGCUGUGGCUGGGCCAGAGGUGUUGGGCACCGCGGUGUGGGGCUGCCAGGCACCUCUAUGGGGCGAUGGCAGAGGGAUGAUUCCUGCAGGCUGGCCAUGGCAGGAGGCAGCAGGGACAUGGGGGCAGCGGGACAUGAUCCCCAUGGCAUAUAUCCCCCUAUGGGACAAGUACCCCUGUGAGACAUGCCUCAGGGAGGGAGUGCACGGCUGCCUGGGGGUAACUGGUGCAUGGGGCGAUCAGAGCUGGAUCUGGGCUAUGCGAAGGCACUGAAAGCCAAGCGCUGGGUCAUGCGACACCUCUGUGGCCCCAGACAGCCCUCGCCUCCAAGAGAAACUCGAUCCAGGGCAAACAGGUGCCUGCUGAGCACUGCUCCCUAUAAGGGGAGUUGAGGAGGGUUCAAAAAUAGUGUCGCGUGCCUGGGAUGCCAAGGCAGCAUGGCGGCCCCUGCGUCAUGGACCCCCAGUGGGCGGCUGCAUGGGGCUUGGGGCAGCUGAGCUGCAGGGCUGCCUGGGGCCUUGGCUCACUCAGGGAACAGCCACGUGCUGCAGGGCUGAGCUGGACGAAGGCUUAGCAGCUGUGCUGAGAGGCUGAGGCUUUGCACUGUGCCAGACACUGCUGCAGAUCCCCUUAUGCUGCUGACUCUGGGCAGGGGCUGUGCUGGCAGGGCAAGGGUGCAUGGGGCAGGAACUGACCCCUUCUCCCCGUGCCUUACAGACGGACCAGCAGGCGGAGGCCCGUGCCUUCCUCAGCGAGGAGAUGAUCGCUGAGUUCAAAGCUGCCUUCGACAUGUUUGAUGCGGAUGGUGGUGGGGACAUCAGCACCAAGGAGUUGGGCACAGUGAUGAGGAUGCUGGGCCAGAACCCCACCAAGGAGGAGCUGGAUGCCAUCAUUGAGGAGGUGGACGAGGAUGGCAGCGGCACCAUCGACUUUGAGGAGUUCCUGGUGAUGAUGGUGCGCCAGAUGAAAGAGGACGCCAAGGGCAAGUCUGAGGAGGAGCUGGCCAACUGCUUCCGCAUCUUCGACAAGAAUGCUGAUGGGUUCAUCGACAUCGAGGAGCUGGGUGAGAUUCUCAGGGCCACCGGGGAACACGUCACCGAGGAGGACAUAGAAGACCUCAUGAAGGAUUCAGACAAGAACAACGAUGGCCGCAUUGACUUCGAUGAGUUCCUGAAGAUGAUGGAGGGCGUGCAGUAAGGGAUCAGACAUUCCUUGGGCCGGCUGCGGCAGCCAGCCCUGCUCCUCUGCCCAGGAGUGGCCCCGCUGCAGCACCUGGCCUCACUGCUCACCCGCUGGAGCCCUGCAGCAGCUUGUGCCCCUCGGCCGGUGGCUGAGCUUUUCCUUGACUCUGACAGAUGUGGUUUAUGGAUGAGCCUCAUUAAAAGGGGAAAGGCUGAGCUGCCAGUAUGGGAGUGCCUGGGGGGGCUGUGGCUCUGUGCCCCAUGCAGGGGAACAUGGGGGAGUGUGCAGUGCCGUGCCAUACAACCAGCCUGACCUGCGAGCGUGUGAGCAGCAGUUCCCAUGGGCUGCUGGCUGGGCACCAGCCAGCGCUGAGCUCAGAGUUUCCAUCAGGAGCACUUGCUUCCCACGACAGCAGCAGCAGGGAGCACAGUCCUGUCCUCCCGUGGUCCCAGCAGGCAGCACUGGGAGGUUGCUUCUGCUCACUCUUGGCAGGAUGUGUGAUGACACUGGAUUUUGGAAAGGGAAAGGGGGGAAAAGGGGGACAAGCAUUGCUGCAGGGUUCUGAUGGA
Messenger RNA from Phasianus colchicus (ring-necked pheasant), 3347 nucleotides. The record is from RefSeq and is a predicted model, not a curated record. Lineage: Eukaryota; Metazoa; Chordata; Aves; Galliformes; Phasianidae.